Molecule: messenger RNA, 3972 nt
Organism: Zonotrichia leucophrys gambelii
Lineage: Eukaryota; Metazoa; Chordata; Aves; Passeriformes; Passerellidae
Product: protein mono-ADP-ribosyltransferase PARP12-like
Exons: 14
Coding region: 37-2508 (823 amino acids)
Biological process (GO): positive regulation of mRNA catabolic process; positive regulation of type I interferon production; response to virus
Cellular component (GO): nucleus
Molecular function (GO): RNA binding; NAD+-protein mono-ADP-ribosyltransferase activity; NAD+ poly-ADP-ribosyltransferase activity
Source: RefSeq, a predicted model, not a curated record
UCUAGUGGAAGGAGACUCUGUAGGGGGCGGAACGAGAUGAUCUUUAAGACCUUUCCAGCCCAAGCCACUCCGCGAUUCCGUGAUAAUAACAAGGAAACCUCACAGUCCUUUCAAGCACUUCUGGCAUUAUUUACUUCCCGUGUGACGUUCAGCCAAGAAGGCCUCGAUGCUGGGCAGGUCCCUGCCCCCAGCCGCUGCCCCGCCCGUGCCUUCGGUUUCGAUUCCCGUCGAGGGCGGCCGAGAGGCGGUGACGAGUCCCCGCCUCGCUCCUGCUGCUGUUCCUCUCCCGCCCCUCUCCCGCCACAGUCCCGUCCCGGCCGGAGGAGCGGGAUGUGCGAUCCGGCCGUGUCCAGUUUCCUCACCCAGACGCUGUGCGCCCAUGGCGGGCGGCUGGGGCUGCGGGAGCUGCAGGAGAACGUCGGGCUGUCGGCGCUGCAGCUGCAGGACACGCUGUCGGCGGCGGGGCCCCGGCGGUUCCUGCUGCUGGAGGGCGGCCAGGUGGUCCUGGCCGUGACGGACGCGCGGGUCUGUGUCCGCAAGGAGUGCGUCGGCUGCGAGCGGCUGCACCUCUGCAAGCAGCACCUCAUGGGCAGGUGCCACCUGGGGCCCAGCUCUUGUAAGUACUCACAUGACAUCAUGAAUGCGGAGAACAAGAAAGUUCUAAAAAAUCAUGAUUUGUCUGGCCUCAGUGAGAAUGAGCUGCAAGUCCUGCUUCUCCAGAAUGAUGCAUUCUUCCUCCCUGAUACCUGCCAGUUAUACAACAAAAAAGGUUCUCGCUGCGCACACCAAAGCAACUGCAACAAGCUUCAUGUUUGUUACUAUUUUCUCAAGGGGAAGUGUAAAUUUCCUCAGUGCCUAAUGUCCCAUAACCUCUUGGAUGACCAUGCAUUGAGAGUGUUGGAAACUGUAGGCAUUGAUGGGAAGAUAGCUUCAAACUUCCAGGCCAUAUGUGAUUACAAGCACAUGGAAUUCAACAGGGCGCCGAAGAAGGUGUAUGUAUCCAACUUCAGAAAUAAUAAUUUGAAAAGGCCAGUAGUUAGAGGGACUAAAGAAGUGAAGACAACUUUGGAAACAGUGAAAUGCAUGCUGGAUGUGCCACCUUCAAAAGGUCCCAGUAGCACCAGACCUGAGCAGAGCCGAGACCACUUGCCAACAGGAGCGGGAGAUAAAGAUAAAGGGAAAAAGAACAGUUCCUCUGAUGAAGCUUCAAAGGACAACAAAAAAGAUAACUGUGAUGAGAUCUGUUUGUUCUAUGUCUGGAAGUACUGCAAAAACAGGGAUAGAUGCCAAUCUGUUCAUUACCAUUUGCCAUAUAAAUGGGAAGUACAUGAUGGGUUGAACUGGAAAGAACUUUCCAUGAUGGAGGAAAUUGAAAAGGCCUACUGUGACCCAAAGAACAGCAGCUUUCCAAGUAAGAACAUUAAUUUCCAGACAAUGACCUGCUCUUCUUCUUUGGUUCGACGCCUCUCUACACCAUCAUCAGUCACCAAACCCACAUUCCUGCUGACCACACAGUGGAUUUGGUACUGGAAGAACAACCAAGACAAGUGGAUUGAAUAUGGAGAACCGGAAGAAGGGACCAGCACGACCUCACCAUCUUCUGCUGUUAUUGAGAAUUUGUAUCAAGCAGAUCCAUGUGCCAUUGUACCUUUCCAGGCUGGCCAACAUCAGUAUGAGCUCAAUUUUAAAGAAAUGAUUCAGACAAAUACUCAUUUUAAAACUCGAAGACAGGUUUGCAGGCGACCGAAAUUCGUGUCUCCUGAAGAUGUGCAGAAGAUAAAGACAGGCAGCCAAAGGGAUUCUUCCAUUCCAAAUCAAACCUGUCCUAGUCACUGGGAUGCAUCUGCACUGCCUGACUUCGGAUAUAAGGCAGUGGUGAUCAGCAACACAACCUCUGAAUACAAUGAAAUAAAGCAGCUGUUUCAUCAGACUAUGAAAAAUUACAGCAUCCUUAAAAUACAGAGGAUUCAGAAUCCAUCCCUCUGGAAGGUGUUUCAGUGGCAAAAAGAAAAGAUGAAAAAGGAAAAUGGAGGAAAGGAAGUGCAGGAAAAACGCCUGUUCCACGGAGCUGACAUCACCUUCAUGGAAACAGUCUGCAGUCAGAACUUUGACUGGAGAAUUUGUGGAAGCAACGGAACUAACUAUGGGAAGGGAAGUUACUUUGCUAGAGAUGCUUGCUAUUCCCACACCUACUGUCAGAGCACGCUGCAGGGACACUCCAUGUUCGUGGCUCGUGUUCUGGUUGGAGACUACGUGAAAGGCAACGCCGCCUACGUCCGGCCCCCAAUGAAGUGUGCUGCCAAGCUGUGGCUGUAUGACAGCUGUGUGGAUAAUGAGUUCAAUCCUGCUGUUUUUGUUGUCUUUGAAAAACACCAGAUUUACCCAGAGUACAUCAUAGAGUAUAGAGAGGAGAGAAUAAGUGUGCAGAAAGACACAGGAAUAAAUGUGCAAAAAGAGACAGGAACAAGAGUGUCUAGAGAGGAGGGAAGAAAAUGUGUCAUAUCUUAGAGGAACGUGGCAGUUUGUGUCCAUCAUCUUGUUUUUCAUAUUGCAGGUGUUCUACUAUGUGACCUUUUUCUUUUUAAUACAGUUCUUCAGAAUGUUAAUCCAGUUUCUGCAUUGAGGAGGGCUGGCAAAGCAGAUGUUACAUUUGUUGUGACUGCCUUAUCUUCUUCUGUUCCUCUCUUAAAUGAAGCACAGACAUUUUGAUAACCAUAGCAGAAAAAUCAGAAUCGUGGGAUGGGAAAUUGAAUGUUAUGACUGCUGUGGGCAAAUAAUUGCAAAUGCAUCGUCUAAAAAAAUAGAGAGGACUUCUCUUUGCAAACAGUUAAAAGAAAAAUUAACACUGCAGUAGUUUUAAAGGAAGCUGUCAGGUGUUUAGUAGCCAGAAAUUCUUUUCAGUGCAGAAUUCACCUGUUCUUGAUCCUCUCAGCUAUCAUUACUAUAAACAACUCAGUGUAGGUAAUAAUGACUUGAGUUUGUUUUCAAAGCACUGCUUGUUAAUGCUGGUACAUGUUUUGAGUUAAAAUGAUAAACAAAAAAAGAAACAGCAUAUUGUAAAUCCAUGUUGUUAGUUCUCGAGAGUUUUCAUCUGUACAAUGGCAGAUGGAUCAGAAAGCUGUUGGAUCAGAUUCCUUGUGGAAAUGAGCAGUAACUUGCUGUAACCUACACAAAAGCAGAGCUCAGCUGAAACUGUGAAAGCCACCACAUGUGAGUAAGCAGAUACCAAAAUGUGGUGGUUUGGCUGCAGCUAAUGGCACAAGGACACAAAGGCUGUGUCCCAAGGAGCCAGGCUUUCCAGUGGGUGUGGCCACGUAGCACAGUAGGACAGGAGAAAUUCCUUAAGGAUCAUGGAGAUGUUCUGUCCUGUUUGUGCAGUAAUUUUCGUUUUUUCCAGAUUAGAAUGGAACCAAGAGAGACCAGUUAGGUUCUCCUGAGGCCAGUGGUAGAACUGUCCCAAGGCACUGUCUGCAUGUUCUGCUGCCCACUUGCAUGGGGCAGGGUGCUGACAAGUGAGAGUCCUCUUUCUGAUUUGGGGGUGAUCCUGGGUCAGAAACCUCUGCAAUUUCUCCUGGAUGUUAGCAGGGAGUCUGUAAGUGGAUCAAACUGAAGGCCCUCUGUACAAAAUGCCAUAUUCAGGCAGUUUAGCUGUUCAGAGGGAAGCUGUGAGUGAGGACAGAGGAGCAGUAAUUUUUAUUUCAAAUAAGCUUUACAGAAAGCAAAUAGCCUGUGAGGUUUUUGCAUCUGUGUUAGAAAUCUGUCAAUCACUCAAAGAUAACAAGUUCUUCCCAAGAGGAACGGAAAAGAUAAAUCCAGAAAAUCUUACUGAAAUGACUUAGAACUAAAUGAAAACACGUGGAGAAGAUUUUAUCAAUUUUAAAGAUCUUUCUUUCUCGUUUGCCUGUAGAAUUCCUGAAUUACUGAGCUUGCUGUAUUUGCAAAUAAACCCUGUGUUCAGGCACUGUCAGUGUG